AUGUCCGAUCUUGUCUGGGAAGAAAGUGUUGCUCUCCAAGAAUAUAACACUUUUAACAUCAAAUCAAAUGCGCGAUAUCUUGUACGAAUCCGAAGCGCUAGCGAUCUUGCACAGCUGGUGACUUGGCCACGGUUUCAAAACAGUCGCCAAUUGAUCCUUGGAGGUGGUAGUAACAUGCUGUUCGCAAAUGAACAGUUUAAUGGAGUCAUUGUGAAAAAUGAAAUCAAGGGUAUUGAGGUGGUUUCAGAAAGUGAUAUACACACAUGCCUCCGUGUUGGUGGCGGGGUUGAAUGGGAUUCGCUGGUCGGAUAUUGCAUCGAUCAGGACCUCGGUGGUCUGGAGAACCUCUCUCUGAUCCCCGGGACAGUUGGAGCAGCACCUAUCCAGAACAUCGGUGCAUACGGGGCGGAGCUCGGCGAUGUGCUGCUAAGUGUGGAAGUGUGUGACUUUGGCACUGGCGACAUGACAACCAUGACAAAAGAGGAUUGCGCCCUGGGAUAUCGAGAUAGCAUCUUCAAGCAUACUCCAAAGGUGCUCAUGGUCUGCUUUAUUACGAUCAAGGUAACCAAGGCCCAGUUUUACCGUGUAAGGACCCAUUAUGCUUUGAUGCAGCAUGCUUUACAAGAGAAAGGAAUCACAGAACCAACGAUACGAUCAGUCAGUGAAGUAGUCUGUUUACUGCGUAGAAGGAAGCUACCUGAUCCAACAGUCUUAGGAAAUGCUGGAAGCUUUUUCAAAAAUGUCGUUGUCGACCAAUCGGUCCGAAAUACACUUACUCAGAUGUAUUCCGACAUUCCUUUAAUUUCAAAGUUGGACGGGCGAUGGAUCAUACCAACGGCAUGGCUGAUUGAGAAAUGUGGUUGGAAGGGAAACCGAACUGGAAGGACUGGGGUUUAUUCCGACCAUGCUCUUGUGCUUUUCAACCUCGGGGGAGCUCAGGGAAGCGAGAUUUGGUCUCUGGCAGAGAAGAUAUCACGAGAUAUACGGCUCAAAGUCGGGGUGUUAUUGACACCGGAAGUAAAUAUCGUCAAAUAA
Messenger RNA from Aspergillus caelatus, 1035 nucleotides. Its product is annotated as putative UDP-N-acetylmuramate dehydrogenase. Gene Ontology annotation, molecular function: UDP-N-acetylmuramate dehydrogenase activity; FAD binding. Gene Ontology annotation, cellular component: cytosol. Gene Ontology annotation, biological process: cell wall organization. The coding region runs from base 1 to 1035 and encodes 344 amino acids. Lineage: Eukaryota; Fungi; Ascomycota; Eurotiomycetes; Eurotiales; Aspergillaceae. The record is from RefSeq and is a predicted model, not a curated record. The transcript has a single exon.